AAAGCGCUAUUCUCUCUUCUUCCUCCCCCUAUUUGUGUCUCUCCCUGUCUCACUAAGCUCCUUUGGUGGGAUUGCAGAGAGAGACCCAUCCACGAUUCUUCUCGGAGAACAAGCAUUCUCUGUCUCUCUCUCUCUCUUGAUCUUCUUCAUCGGAAGAUCAGGUAAUGAAAUAGUUCCCAUGGGCAGUUGCGCGUCAAAACCGGAAGAAGGAAUUAGAACACACAAAAGACGACGCUACAGGUUCAAGAGAACCCAUGGGAAGACUACCACUUCUGUUCAUGAUGGAACAAAGAAUAGGGUGAGUGAUGCAGGAGCUCGUGUCACAGAUUUCACCCUUAAUGAGCUUGUUCAUAGGGGUUUUGAGAAGGGUGCAACCACCACUCGCAGAAGAUCUAAGGUUUCCAAUUCAAAAUUCCAUCUCACUCAGUUGCAAUGGCACCAUAGUCAGCUUGAUGCAAAUGUAAUUUGCAAAGAGGAUGUUUGGUUCGACUCAGUCAGCAUCCUGGAAUCAGACUCUGAUGAUGACUUCUGCAGUGUGCAUGGAGACGGUUUUUCGCUGGUUGGCAGUGCAAUUGGGAACAUCUCUAGUAGCCAAGUGCUUCACUAUGAAACUUCUUCACGAGUUGUGGAGGGCGAGGGUAAAUAUGAAGAAUACCAUGAAAGUUAUUUACAAAUAGAUGGAAGUAAAACUGAGAAUUUUUUGAGCAAGGAUGGAUACGAGCUUCCACACACAGGGAAGACUGAUGAAUUUCUCAACAGGAAGAAGACCGUAGAUCAUACACAUGGAAGCUUUAAAGGUCUAAAAGAGCAUAAACGCGAUUCUGGCGACAGUGCUUUAAAAUCUGGCUUGUCUCGGUUGGUUCCUUCUGUAAGCUUCAAUGACAAGACACUUAAUGCUUCAAACAUUGGUCCACUGUCUCAAAAGAAAAAAUUUGAGACAAAAUCCGCAGUUUUCAGGCUUUCUUUUAAGAGGAGAUCAUGCGAUGGAGAAGAAACACUCGAAGAAUGUGCUUCAAAAAGAUUCUUGUAUCGCCCAAAAGCAGGAUUUGUUAUUCCACGUUGCAAAGGAGAGAAGCCAGCCGGAGGAUGCUGGAAAGAACUUCCACCUUCAACAUUCAAACUCCGUGGCGAAACAUAUUUCAAGGAUAAGCGGAAGUCCCCUGCUCCAAAUCAUAGUCCAUACAUUCCAAUUGGUGUCGAUUUAUUUGUCUGCCAGAGAAAGAUAAAUCACAUCGCGCAACAUAUUGAACUUCCGAAUGCUAAAGCAGAUGGGAAGAUCCCUCCUCUUCUUAUUGUAAAUAUUCAGAUGCCUACCUAUCCUGCUGCAAUGUUCCUCGGCGAUAGUGAUGGGGAAGGGAUGAGCCUCGUACUUUAUUUUAAAGUUUCUGAAGAUAUUGACAAGAAUAUCUCUUCCCAAUAUCAGGACAACAUCAUGAGAUUGGUUGAAGAUGAGAUGGAAAAGGUGAAAGGGUUUGCAAAAGACUCUGUUGUUCCUUUCAGAGAGAGGCUUAAGAUCAUGGCGGGUUUAGUUAAUCCGGAGGACCUCGGCCUGAGCUCUGCUGAAAAGAAACUUGUACAUGCUUAUAAUGAAAAGCCAGUACUUUCUCGGCCCCAGCACGAUUUCUAUAUGGGUCAUAAUUAUUUCGAGAUUGAUCUGGAUAUUCAUCGAUUCGGCUAUAUAUCAAGGAAGGGACUUGAAUCAUUCCGGGAUCGUUUGAGAAAUGGAGUCAUUGAUCUGGGCUUGACUAUCCAGGCUCAAAAACCAGAAGAACUACCAGAGCAAGUUUUGUGCUGUCUAAGAUUGAACAAGAUUGAUUUUGUUGAUCAUGGUCAAAUACCAACGCUAGUUACCAUCGAUGAUGAUUGAUCGAUACAGAUGGUAUGAAUGCAUACAGCAGUAUAGACAGAUGAAGGAAAAUUCAUUUGAUGGAGAGGAUCAAGAUUUUAUCUUCUAUACUCAUCCAGCUCUCUGCAAUUCCAGCUUUAUACUAACGAAAAUCUUUCUUUCUUUCUUUUUUCAAAUUGUUUUUAAGUUACAUGAAUACAAUGUUCCCCAAUUAUAGCGUUUCCAUAGCCUUUUUAGUUGCCCAGCUUUGGUCAUAGGAUCUUAGACAUGGAUACAUUCUGGAUUCUAUGAUUUUAUAUCCCUAUUAAACUCACCUAUACAACCCAUAUAUAUGUAUAAUUUUUUUAUUCUCUGUUGUGA
Tripterygium wilfordii is the source of this 2206-nucleotide messenger RNA. RefSeq lists its product as uncharacterized. The transcript is spliced from 10 exons. Bases 179 to 1867 code for a protein of 562 amino acids. The record is from RefSeq and is a predicted model, not a curated record. NCBI's taxonomy places the organism in Eukaryota, Viridiplantae, Streptophyta, Magnoliopsida, Celastrales, Celastraceae.